CCGCCAUCAACGCAAUCCGUGAGUCCACUCCCGCCGCAUCGACUGCACCUUCGCAAACGCAACUGCCGCCCUCUCGCUCGCUCGCACGUACGGAACGGCCUUCACGAAACGCACACCCCGACUGACAUCCGCAUUUUUGCCACCCACAGAACAGACAAUUUCCCGUGAACAGCACAUCCAACCGCAAUCAUGGGUAAGGUGCACGGCUCUCUCGCUCGUGCCGGAAAGGUCAAGUCGCAGACUCCAAAGGUCGAGCCCCAGGAGAAGAAGAAGGUCCCCAAGGGCCGCGCGAAGAAGCGCAUCCAAUACACUCGCCGCUUCGUCAACGUCACCAUGACCGGCGGAAAGAGGAAGAUGAACCCCAACCCAACCUCAUAGGCGACUCAUACCACACAUGACAACACCACCACACAUGAUGACUGGACGGAAGGAAGAUGGUCUUUUUGCGUGAUGGGGUUUGGAGAAGCGCGAGGCAAAAACGAGAAGCGCAGAACACGACAUGGAAAUGAGGCAACGGCGUUUUUCCCUUUUUUUGAGGCAGAACUGGGCUGGAUGUCUCGAGAGUUGCGUUCCUCUCAUCUCCUCAAACCCGAUCGUUUGGGAGGAGAGGUGCUAGCUUGAAGAAGGAAGUCGAGCACACAACAUGAAAAUGGUGAAAGGCUUCUGGUUCUGUAUACUCCCGUAGUAGCUUGAACUGCGCAAGGCUUCUCACGCACAUACUGUGGUUUGGCUCCAACUACCAAUAUUGUGACCACAGCGCCCAUUGUGCUGCAUGCGAUCCUUGCAAAGGCCAAUGUCUUCCAGGAAACCAUGCCUAUGUAACUGGUAUCUCCAAAAGCAGGGUCGCCUGUUUCUGGAGCUUCCUACCAGAACAGGUUAUGUCACAUCCGUCAUCGGGUAUCAACUACAUGGGCUACCAUUUGGUGGACGGCACGACGAACAAAUUACGCCGGAUUGGGUUGCCACUCUGUGUAUACGUCGAUUGAUCUUGCAUAUGGCUCAAGUUUAGCAGGUCUUGCUGCUCAACGACAAACAUUACGUAGCCAGAAGCCAUCAAUCCCAGAAUCCGCCACGGUCCCCGGAAGUGCUAUUCCAUCGUCGUCAAUGGUCCUCGAUGUCCCUCAUCCUCAUCCUCAUCCUUGACCUCGCCCAAAACGUGGCCGUGCACCGCCAAUUGCUUCUUGUGUUUGAUGUCCCUCUCCUGUCGAUCCAUGUCCAGUAUCCUCAUCCUCGAAGCCUCUACUGCAUCUGGCUCAGUGUAGAGAAUAUACAGCUUCAACGCUCGACCCUGCCCAUCGUUAUUCUCCACCAUAUUUACCCCGACCAACGAAUAGCCCACUGGAAGGGUGAUAAUAGUACAUACGUUAUUCUGUUCGCAGAUCUCAGCAAGUGAUUGGGGGCCCGUUAUUGCUAUCGUGUCAGAGUUUAGGGUAUCAGAACUGUCAGAACU
Sphaerulina musiva SO2202 is the source of this 1450-nucleotide messenger RNA. RefSeq lists its product as uncharacterized. Bases 1115 to 1393 code for a protein of 92 amino acids. The record is from RefSeq and is a predicted model, not a curated record. The transcript is spliced from 2 exons. Lineage: Eukaryota; Fungi; Ascomycota; Dothideomycetes; Mycosphaerellales; Mycosphaerellaceae.